GCAGUUAUUCAUCAAAACCUUGUGGAUUAAUUUUUUUUCUCCUUAUUUCAGGUAAAUGUUACUAACUUGAAAUUUCAACUGGGACAUGUGGACAUAUUUUCAUUUUUCUAAAGAUGAGUUUGCAGUUUCUGGAACAACCCUACAUGCAGGGCUCAUCCCCUGACUCGGGAUCAGAACCAUAAACCCUCACUGCCACACAGACAGGACAGAGCACUUCCACGGUGGAGCCGGACAGCCUUCUGUCCAACGACCCAGCCUGAAGCACGGAGACGGACAGACGGACAGACAGUCUGAUGCCAACUGUCUCACCUGUCAAUCUCUCGGCACCACUGCUCCUCCUGCUGCUGCUGCUGCUGCUAUGCAGCACCCACACCACCAUGGCAACCAACUGGCUCUCCCUGGCGAGGCUGCCUCGCUCCAGAGCCGUGUCUGGUGCCGCUCCAUGUGCCCGGCUGAGGGGGCUGACCCCGGGGCAGGUGGGGGUGUGCAGGGCAAGAGGGGAGGUCAUGGAGUCCGUACGCAAAGCAGCAGAAAUGGUCAUAGAAGAGUGUCAGCAUCAGUUCAGGAAUCGCCGCUGGAACUGCUCCACCACGCCACGUGGGAUCAACGUGUUCGGAAGAGUCAUGAAUCAAGGCACUCGUGAGGCAGCGUUUGUGCACGCUCUGUCUUCAGCAGCAGUGGCGGUGGCCGUGACCCGAGCCUGCACCCGUGGGGAGCUGGAGAGGUGUGGCUGCGACAGGAAGGUCAGAGGUGUCAGCCCUGAAGGCUUCCAGUGGUCAGGGUGCAGUGACAACCUGUCCUAUGGCGUGGCGUUUUCUCAAACCUUUGUGGAUGAACCUGAGCGGGCCAAAGGGCUGUCAGCGGGACGCCCACUCAUGAACCUCCACAACAAUGAGGCCGGUCGAAAGGCCAUCCUGCACAACAUGCAGGUAGAGUGUAAAUGUCACGGUGUCUCUGGCUCCUGUGAGUUAAAAACCUGCUGGAAAGUCAUGCCCCCAUUCAGACGUGUUGGCGUUGUACUCAAGGAACGCUUUGAUGGAGCCACAGAGGUCCGAUUGACUCGUAUUGGGUCCAGGCCAGCAUUGCUCCCUCGUGACCCCUACGUCAAACCCCCUGCUGCCAGAGACCUUGUGUAUGUGGCACCCUCCCCAGAUUUCUGCCACCUUGACCCAGAUAACGGCAUCCCAGGGACUGCUGGUAGAAGAUGCAACGGAACGUCCCGGCUGGCUCCAGAUGGCUGUGAGCUGGUGUGCUGUGGGCCCGGCUACAGAGCGGGCCGGGCCGAGGUGGUGCAGCGCUGCUCCUGCAAGUUUUCCUGGUGCUGCUCAGUCCGCUGCCAGCAGUGCAAGAAUACAGUCACCAUUCACACCUGCAGAGUUUGAAACGGCUCAAACAAAAGCAGACUGAAGUCAAUUAAAGACCCAAAUAAUCCAGCAGAGAGACAACAGCUUUCACACCAGACAGCAUUCCUAAUAACAGUCCCAUUUCAGAUAAUUGUCUGAAACUUCUGGCACUUCUAAUUUGAAAGCUGCAGCAAACAAAUCUUUAAUUAUGAGAGUUUUGUGGAACAACAUUGUUCUCCUCUUCCAAAACUGCAAAGGAGGACAGAUUCACCACAGCAACCUAAACCUUCACCUGACAACGCUUUUAAAGCUGAAAUUAACUAAAACUAACAGAAACACUGCAGCGGUGUUUUUCAUGCCUAUACAUCAUGUCUUACACUAGCAGGUCUUUGAACGUGUUCUGUAUUUAUGUUUCCUUUUUGGUUCCUGAUUUAUUUAUUUGUUACAGUUGUGUUCAAAGUAACUGCAGUCUAAGAACACUAACCAGAUCAAACAAUCGUUUUGGUCAAGAUUGUAUUUCUAUGUAGUAGCAGCUGUAGCACAGUAACAAAAACCAAACAGAGCCCACAGUCGAGACGUGUCGUUUACCGGUUCUGUGUAAUUAAUUGUAAUGGACAUGUUCAAAAUAAAACAUGGUCAUGGAGCUUUCCUGUAAAAUCUGAGUGAAACACAGUCAGAAGAACAGCAUGGUGUGAAUAGAAAUUUGAUUUA
Messenger RNA from Gambusia affinis (western mosquitofish), 2054 nucleotides. RefSeq names its product wingless-type MMTV integration site family, member 4b (gene wnt4b). The record is from RefSeq and is a predicted model, not a curated record. Gene Ontology annotation, cellular component: extracellular region. Lineage: Eukaryota; Metazoa; Chordata; Actinopteri; Cyprinodontiformes; Poeciliidae. Bases 294 to 1382 code for a protein of 362 amino acids. Gene Ontology annotation, molecular function: cytokine activity; frizzled binding. The transcript has 9 exons. Gene Ontology annotation, biological process: canonical Wnt signaling pathway; cell fate commitment; neuron differentiation.